This is a messenger RNA of Penicillium longicatenatum, 2259 nucleotides long. Its product is annotated as threonine--tRNA ligase THS1. NCBI's taxonomy places the organism in Eukaryota, Fungi, Ascomycota, Eurotiomycetes, Eurotiales, Aspergillaceae. Gene Ontology annotation, biological process: threonyl-tRNA aminoacylation. The record is from RefSeq and is a predicted model, not a curated record. Gene Ontology annotation, molecular function: threonine-tRNA ligase activity; ATP binding. Bases 1 to 2259 code for a protein of 752 amino acids. The transcript has 6 exons. Gene Ontology annotation, cellular component: cytoplasm.
AUGGUUUCUGAGGCCCCCCAGGAUCUGCCCGUGCGCCCUGCCGCCGAGGCUCAGGGCCAACCGGCCGCUGCCCCGCCAAACGAUGCCAAAGCGAAAAAGGCCCCCGCCCCCGAAGUCCUGCCCGAGUGGAUGAUUGAGCGCAACAAGCUUUUCGAAGAGCUCUGGCAGCAACAUGUCGAGGAGACCAAGACCCGCGACCACCCAGAUAUCAAUGUUACCCUCGAUAUUGGCGAUGGCAACCCCUCCCCCGUCCCCGCCAAGGCCUACGAGACCACUCCUGGAUCUUUCCUGCGCAACGUGCCAAAGGAUGUGAGCGCCAACAUUGUGAUUGCGAAGGUCAAUGGCGAAUUAUGGGACCUCAACCGCCCUCUUGAGGGUGACUGCAGCGUUCUGCUGCUUCCUUUCAGCAACCCUGAGGCUCGGGAGGUGUUCUGGCACUCUAGCGCUCACUGUCUUGGUGAGGCUUGUGAGUGUGAAUAUGGAUGCUUCUUGUCCCAUGGGCCCCCCACCGCAGCUGGGUUCUUUUACGAUGCACGUGAUUUGCUUGUUCUGUCCUUGACGAUGGCAAUUCCUGAAGGGCGUGUGGUUAAAGAGUCUGAUUGGCCGGCGCUUGACAAGCGUACCCAGGGCGUCUUCAAGGAGAAGCAGAGCUUUGACCGGUUGGAGGUCUCCAAGGAAAAUCUUCGGAAGAUGUUCUCCUACAGCAAGUAUAAGCUGCACUACAUUGAUAAGCUGGUGACUGGUGAGAAGAGCACGGUCUACCGUUGCGGUACUUUAGUCGACUUGUGCCGUGGUCCUCACAUCCAGAACACUGGUAAGAUCAAGACUUUCAAAAUCAUGCAGAACUCAUCUGCCUACUUCCUGGGUGACCAGUCUAACGACUCCCUUCAACGUAUUCGUGGUGUCGCAUUCCCGGAUAAGAAGUUAAUGGCCGAGCACCUGAAGUUCCUCGAGGAGGCAGAGAAGCGAAACCAUUUGAGAAUCGGCAAGGAGCAGGAACUUUUCUUCUUCGAUGAACACUCUCCAGGAUGCCCUUUCCUUUUGCCCGCAGGAGUGAAAAUUUUCAAUCAAAUCCAGAAAUUGCUUCGGACCGAAUAUCGCAAGCGUGGGUACCAAGAGGUUCAGACCCCUAACAUGUACGAUGUUAGUCUCUGGAAGACUUCCGGUCACUGGGCUCAUUACAAGGAUGACAUGUUCAAGCUCGACGUUGAGAAGCGCGAGUGGGCUCUUAAACCCAUGAAUUGUCCUGCGCACUUUUUGACUUUCAAUCACACGACGAGGUCUCACCGUUCGCUUCCAAUGAGGCUGGCAGAUUUCGGUGUCCUGCACCGUAACGAAGCCUCGGGAGCUUUGAGUGGACUGACCCGCGUGCGCAAGUUCCAGCAGGAUGACACCCACAUCUUCUGUACCCAGGACCAGAUCAUGUCUGAGAUUGAGGGGUUGUUUGACUUCCUGCAAUCUAUCUACGGUCUCUUUGGCUUCACAUUCAAGUUGAAGCUGUCGACCCGCCCCGAAAAGUACCUGGGCUCGCUUGAUACCUGGGACUAUGCUGAGGAUCAGCUCAAGAAGGCCUUGACCAAGUUCAAGGGUGAUGACUGGACCAUUGACGAGGGUGACGGUGCCUUCUACGGCCCCAAGAUUGACAUUACCAUUGCCGAUGCACUGCAGAGAGACUUUCAAUGUGCCACUAUACAAUUAGACUAUCAAGCUCCGAUUAACUUCAAUAUGCAGUACAUCACCAAUGAGAAGGGUGAAAAGCAGAUGAUUCAAGAACCGAAGGAAGGUGAGGAAGCCCAGGCUAAGACCAACUCCAAUGAGCUGCCGGUUGGCCGUGCCCGCCCCGUUGUCAUUCACCGGGCCAUCAUUGGUAGCUUUGAGCGAUUCUUAGGUAUCAUUAUCGAGCACUACGCCGGCAGGUGGCCCUUCUGGCUCAGUCCGCGCCAGGUCAUGAUUGUGCCCGUCAUGCCCGCUCUGAACGAGUAUGCCGAGGAGUUACAGGAGAUUCUGCGUGGUGACAAGCUGAAUGUCGACAUUGACAUCAGUGGCAACACAUUGCCUAAGAAAAUCCGCACUGCUCAGUUGGCCAUGUACAACUUCAUCUUUGUUGUGGGUGCGCAGGAAAAAGAAGGACGCACCGUGAACGUUCGCAACCGUGAUGACCCUGCCAGUCAGAAGCAGGGUGUCAUGAUUCCCCUGGACGAGGUGCGGACCAAACUCCGGGCAUUGCGCAAGGAGCGCCGAUUGGUGAACGCUCUUUGA